UCCGACGAGUUUGGUUCUGUUUUCAGUUUGCGUCGUCAUUUUGUUCGCGCUUUGUUCGUGUGCUGCCAAAAAACUUCAGUAAAAUUGUGUUAUUCAUGAAGAAUAUUUCAUUUUUACUAAAAUUUGUCGAACAAAAUCAUUUUAGAUAACCUCUGGCAGACCUAAACAAGAUUUGGCAGCUUUACUUCUUUUAGUUUUCCUUUAAACACCGAUGAAAAGAAAUUCGAACGAACGAAUAUGAAGGAAGAAAUUUUAACUGCUGUUAUGUUCUUUAUUCGUUUUAUUGAAAAAAGUGAUACCUUUCCUAGAGACCAGUUAGAAAAUUUUCAGAAGCAUCUUACUCAACUUCUCAUAGAAAGAUUUGAGAAGCACUGGUUUCCGAACAUACCCACCAGAGGACAAGGUUACCGAUGCAUCAGAGUUAACUGUGUGAGUCCCGUUGAUCUCACGCUGGAGUUGGCCGCCAGCAAAUGCGGACUCACGUACAGCGACUUACGCCUUCCCGCAGAACUUACAGUUUGGGUGGACCCCAAUGAAGUGUGCUAUAGACUUGGCGAAUCGGAAGGUUCGUACUGUACGCUAGCAACUUUUCCAUCGGACUCAUCUUCGGAGAGUUCGAGCUCAACACCAAGCCCCUCACCUCCAGUAACGCCCUUACAGGAGAAACCCAAGAAAGUACAAAAACCCACGCACCAGAGGUACAACUCUCUGGACUACGCCAAUAAGUACCGCAACCAUUCAAAUAUGGCUAUCUCGUCCAUAAGGGUGAAGCCGUCGCCUAGAGAGAUGAACUUUAAUUUCAACCCCAAUCGUCCGAUGUACAGAUGCGAUGGCCCCCCCUACCCCCUGACCCCCGCGUUCUAUAGGAAUAUGAACUACAAUAGAACACAUUACAAGAACGUUUGUAGAGUGUAGAGCUCCACCCCCCACGUCUUAGGAUUAACGGUAGAUGGUUGUGUUUUAAAUUAAAACAGGAUUAAAUUUAACCACCCAAAGUAAUGUUCUGUUAUUAAUGACUUUUUUUUUUCAAAUUCAAAUAGAUGUUUAUCGAUUAGAGGAAAAAUAUAUGUGAUGUUCGUUUCGGGAGAAGUGAGAGUUGUCUGGUUGCUUUCCGGGAAGGGUGUCUGGGACAUAGGACGCCUGAUUUUAAGGACGUCUUUUGUUUGUAAAAAUGGAGGGUGUCGUUGAGCCGUGGGUGAAAUUCGUCGACGUUCUAUUAUUUUCACGCCUCAAACUAUAAGCAAUUGUUAUUUGUAAAAAGAAAUUUUAAUAGGUACUCGUCGGUGUCUGUGUACGUUUCGUAAUUUUAAGUUAGUGCUGUGAUAUAAUUUUCUGUCAUGACAAAUGAAGCCAUUUGCUGUUCUGCGUGUUCAUUUUUUUGGGACGGGGCACGAUCGAAGGUCGCGCCCCGUCUUCAGUUACGUUAAGUUCCUUGUAAGAGGUUAAGGUGAAUCGGUGAGGAUAUUUCAAAGUUUUCUUGUCACGAAGCGUAGGGGCGAGCGGAGCGAGCGCUCUGCUGUCGGCGUCAGCUUCCCGCACGAUCUUCUAAGUCAUUGCUAUCGUAUAUAAUAUCCCUCUGACUGAAUUUUAAUAUUACCAAAAAGAGAAAAAAAAAGUGUAAGUGAACGGGGAGCCGAUAUUCGUUGGCAAUAUCUAAUUCUUAGGUGUACGUUAAGAUAAAUAGUUGGUUGCUUAUAGUUUGACAUAUACAUGGUACAAAUUAAUCUAAUUGUCCAAAAUAUGCAUUUUUAACGUUAAAUCGACAGUAUUUCUCACAACGGUCCAGUCAAUGGUGCGUCGUCCGGCGGGCGUUAAUUGUACUGUGUACAAAUGUCUCUUAAUUAGAACUUACUAAUAUUAAUUGCAUACAAUUGUAAAUAAUCUUAUGACUGUGUAAUUUUAAUAGCGGAAGCGAGUUGUCGUAUCGGCAGUUCGUGGAGUUGCCGGGUUUACCGGGUACCGUCGGCUCGCAAUUUUGACUGGACCGUGUCACAUAUACUUUGUUCGCCGAACGGAAUCCAUUUUGACACAUAAUUGUUCGCGCAUCUGCCAAUUGUUGUGAAAUUUUAACCGUGUUGAAAUUUUGGACGAUUUUUAACCGAAAGUUGUGAUAAAUUUUUUAAUUGUAAAAAAAAGCUUUAAUUUUAGUGGAAAGGUGAAAACGAUAAGAAUAAAACCACGAAACGGAAAAUUUGUCAAGAUGGAUUUCGACGGGCGGAACCGUUGUAGUCGAGUUCUCGCGCCCCGUCCGUUUUCGUUUUCUGUGUAUAUUCUCUGUAAUUUGUAAAUAUUGUUUCGUAGGCAUUCUAGUGAACUAGAGUUUUAUACACCGAGUCUUUCGUGCAUGCAUAGAAGGAGGCGAGUGUAUAUGUCGAAGGCGGACGGGGCGCGACGCGAUACGAAAUCGACCGCCAUUUUAUUUAGGAUGUGUAAUAACGAUCUAUCGUUAAUCUGAAAUUUAAUGUGCACGUUUACAAUAUAGACGAUUAUUCUACUGUUUCUCCUCCCCCUGGAAAAUAUUUAGUUGGAUGCUAUCUUCUUAGAAAACUAUGAAUUGCUUUUAAUUUUUAUGUUUCUAUGUUACGCAAAUGGUUCCGGUUUAUUAUUGUUUUUAAUGAUUUGUAAAUACGCCUUUGGUUUUCGAUUCCCAAACUCUGAGUUCUGUUUCGGCUUUUAAAAAACACUGAAGGCUGAAAAUGUCGGACUUUUUCGUGCAAAUAGCAAUUUUGCAGUCGAUAAGUCUUAUUACAAAAAAAAAUCGAUGUGGUCCAAACUUAUGACGAAUUCGCUAUGUCUCGUAAGUUACUUUUAAGUUUUUUACAGUAAGGUUACGGUUACAAGUCCAUGUAAAUGUAUCGGGUACAGAAUUGUUAGAAAUUGGAUUUUUUUUUUUUAACGGGAAAUACCUCCUACGAUUAAGUGUAACAAGUAACGUUCGACUGAUAAUGUACAAAUCUAAAAAAAGUGUGAUUUAAGCAACAAUUUAUUUUUGUUACUCGAUUAAAUUUGGACAAUUCUGUACGGUGCAUAGAUGAUAGGUUUGGUUUUUAAUAGUCGCUAAUAAUAAAUUAUUUGAGUAAUAUAAAUGAAACUAACAGGGUUUUUUAUAUCGCAGGUCGUUUGCAUUUUAAGGCGGGUUUUACGAGAAUUAUGUACAAGAAAUUCUUAUGGUCACGCAACAAGUGCAAUUAAAUUGAAUUGAAUAAAGACAAUGUGAUAUCGUCCUGUAAAUAGUCAACAGUUCAGCAUUUUAAAUUUAUUUUAUCGUAAAGUGUACAUAAUUCUUCACAAACUCGGAACUUUACUGUAGAAAUUGUAUGUAGGAUGAUGUUUUGAUGUAAUAUAAUAUUUAAAAAUAUAUUAAUGUUAAGUAACUGCAUUUAAA
This is a messenger RNA of Anoplophora glabripennis (Asian longhorned beetle), 3385 nucleotides long. RefSeq names its product protein BTG1-like. The transcript has 5 exons. The coding region runs from base 238 to 915 and encodes 225 amino acids. Gene Ontology annotation, biological process: negative regulation of cell population proliferation; negative regulation of mitotic cell cycle. NCBI's taxonomy places the organism in Eukaryota, Metazoa, Arthropoda, Insecta, Coleoptera, Cerambycidae. Gene Ontology annotation, cellular component: cytoplasm; nucleus. The record is from RefSeq and is a predicted model, not a curated record.